GCCAGUGCGCAGGGCGGGUCACAGCUGCAGCCCCAGGUCGCUGGGGAGGGAGGCACCAGCCGCGGAGCGGGAAGUCGCUGCCCGGGCGGAGGAAGCGGCCGGGGCCGGAGCCGAGCCCGGCGAUGGCUGCAGCGGGGCCGGCGCAGCUGCGGGUGGCGUUUGAGGACGUGGCUCUGUAUUUCACGCGGGAGGAGUGGGAGCUCUUAUCCCCGCCAGAGAAGCAGCUGUACCGGGACCAGAUGCUGAGGAAUUACCGGACCCUUGUUUUCCUUGGCUCUUCAGGUUCCACACCGGACUUAAUCCACCGGAUCGAGGUAGGGGAGGCAGAGCUGUGGAUCGGUGGUGCCAAGGACUCCAGGGAAAGCUCCAGGCCUGAGAGCCCCUCCCCAGCAGGGCACGGGAUCCCGGGAGCAAUGAGGGGACAGUCUGAAUGCGGGGAGAGCACAGAAGGAGAGCAGGAUCCCACAGCCCACACGGGGAUCAAUAUGCUGGAUACAGUUCAUCUCCUGGGUAGACUCAGCCAGAGACUCCCCAUGGGCCGGUGUCCCCACCUCUGCAUCGACUGCGGCAAGAGGUUCAGCAACUCCUCCGCGCUGAACCAGCACCAGCGCGUGCCCACUGGGGAGCAGCCGUAUUGCUGCGCCAACUCUGGUCAGGGGCUCAGCAAUGCCAGCACACUGACCCAGAAUCGGCGCAUGCACAUCAGGGAGCAGUCGUAUCGCUGUGCUGAUUGUAACAAGAGCUUUGCACACAGCUCAAAGCUGAGAGUACAUCAGCGCACGCACACGGGGGAGCGGCCGUAUUGCUGUGCUGAGUGUGGCAAGGGCUUUGCACAGAUCUCGGAUCUGAGAUCGCACCAGCACACGCACACUGGGGAGCGGCCGCACCGCUGUGCUGAGUGCGGCAAGGGCUUUGCGUCGAGCUCAAAUCUGAGUAGACACCAGCGCACGCACACCGGGGAGCGGCCGCACCGCUGUGCUGACUGCGGCAAGGGCUUUGCGCAGCUUGCACACCUGAGAAGACACCAGCGUGCACACAGCGGGGAGCGGCCGCACCGCUGCACUGACUGUGGCAAGAGCUUUGCGGAGAGCUCAAAGCUGAGAACACACCAGCACACACACACCGGGGAGCGGCCGUAUCGCUGUGCUGACUGUGGAAAGGGCUAUGCACAGAUUGCAUACCUGAGAACACACCAGCGCAUGCACACCGGGGAGCGGCCGUACUGCUGCACCGACUGUGGGAGGAGCUUUGCGACGAGCUCAACGCUGAGAAUACACCAGCGUCUGCACACCGGGGAGCGGCCGCACCACUGCACCGACUGCGGCAAAGACUUUGCACAGAGCUCAACCCUGAGAAUGCACCACCGCACGCACACCGGGGUGCGGCCGCAUCACUGCACCGACUGUGGCAAGAGCUUUGCGGAGAGCUCAAAGCUGAAAAUACACCAGCGCACGCACACUGGGGAGCGGCCAUAUCGCUGCAUGGACUGCGGCAAGGGCUAUGCACAGAUUGCACACCUUAGAAUACACCAGCGCACGCACACCGGGGAGCGGCCGUACCGCUGUGACGAUUGCAGCAAAAGCUUUACCAAUGCCAGUGCACUGACCAAACAUCAGCGCACACACCCACACACACCGGGGAGCAGCUGCACCGCUGUGCCAACUGUGGUAAGAAGUUCAACAAUGCCAACAAGCUGACCCAGCACCAGUGCACACCAGGGAACGGCCAUUCCAAUGCACUGUCUGCAGAAAGAACUUUGCACAGAGCUAAUACCUGAGAAUACACCAACACAUUCACAGCGGGGAGCGGCUGUACAGGUGUGCUGACUGUGGCAAAUGCUUUGCUCACUUGGGCAACCUCACCUGGCACCAGUUGACUCACCAGUUGACUCGCCCUUCUGCCACCACCAGAGCCCAAGGGGCUUCUGGCAGCUGGCAGGCCUGGCACAGUGCCAGCAGAAUCAGACCAGGGAGUGGUCCUGUCCCCAUGAUGCCCAGCAGAGACUGUGUGGGGCAGGGAAGGGGACUUGACUAAGCAGCGUGGGGAAGAGCAGAGAGGUGGGGGGAUUUUAGAGUAGAUGGUCACAACCUACUCCAUUAGGGGCCCCCUGCAUCUAGGUGGGGUCCAGCCAGGGGUCUCUCUGUCAAACUCCCCACAACACAUAUAGCUGUGAGGCAGCCAGGACAAUUCCCCCUCCCCCCAUCUAGAUGGGACUGAAUCAGGAACUUCCCCCCACAGCUCCCUCGGUUUUAGCCAAGGGGUGACUCUUAGGUGACAUCUGGAGCUGGGAUUUGCUGUCCUGUCUCGGCAUGGAUUGGUCUGAUCUAAGGCCUGACUGACCAUGAGACCCGAAGAACCGUGUAACUGGCAGGUGCACAGAGAGAGUUUUGCAUUACUCCUUGGGGAAUUCUAUGCCAAAAAAAAUAAAUAAAUUCUGCACACCAUAUUUUAAAAUUUUGCAUAUUUUAUUUGUCAACAUAACACAAUAUAAUCACACUAGUUUCAAUUAUUUUGGUAAUUUAUUUCAAACUACCCAUCAGCAACUAUGUUUGCAACAGUACAAACAA
This is a messenger RNA of Chelonia mydas (Green sea turtle), 2567 nucleotides long. RefSeq names its product zinc finger protein 664. Gene Ontology annotation, cellular component: nucleus. Gene Ontology annotation, molecular function: DNA-binding transcription factor activity, RNA polymerase II-specific; RNA polymerase II cis-regulatory region sequence-specific DNA binding. The record is from RefSeq and is a predicted model, not a curated record. Bases 123 to 1697 code for a protein of 524 amino acids. Gene Ontology annotation, biological process: regulation of immune system process; regulation of cytokine production; negative regulation of transcription by RNA polymerase II. Lineage: Eukaryota; Metazoa; Chordata; Testudines; Cheloniidae. The transcript has 4 exons.